Molecule: messenger RNA, 1455 nt
Organism: Parnassius mnemosyne (clouded apollo)
Lineage: Eukaryota; Metazoa; Arthropoda; Insecta; Lepidoptera; Papilionidae
Source: the annotation of a GenBank genome assembly
AUGGAAAUAAGUGCGAUGCCGCCAAUGCCUUUGGACUUUUCUAUGGUACGGAACGACAGUAGCUCACCUGGAGGCGGUUUGCGGGAAAGUUCACCAAGACCGGUGUCCAAUAGCGCUUUUAGAGUUGUAACACCUAAAGGCGUAUCUGCUAGCGAAGCGCUUCGCAACGGUAUCUGCCAGUCACUAUGGGGCUCUACUGUCGCUCGUCCAGAAGCAAGGCUUGCGUCGCCACCACCACCCCAGAGUCAUGACUCCUAUCCCAUUAGAGAAGAAAUUAAAUUCGGUAUCAACCGACUGGUAGGCGAUCGGAAUGAUGAAGAGGAAGAUGAACCACACAACAACGAAAGAAGACCAGAGAAUAACUCUCCGAGUUCUCGCUGCGGUAGUCCUUGUUGGGCAGGGUCCCCACAAUCACCUCGAUCGAUUCGCUCCAGCUCUCCCGAAUUGGAAGUAGAUUCUCCCCCUUCCUCCCCAAGAAGACCACCCGAUUCUUCGCCUCCAUUAAAAAGAUCCGAAGCCUUUUCUGUCAGCGCUCUCUUAAGACCAGACGCUCCAAGAGUACAACCACAAAGACCAUUCUUAUAUCCGCCACUACCAUUUGCGGAAUUUUUAAGAGACGCUGGGAGCCUCGGUCUCCCAGGCUGGGGUGGUUAUAGUAACUUAUAUCUUCACGCUGUACAAGCGGCUGGACCAGAGUUACUUCGAUUACGAGCAGCAGUGUUGGGAGCUCCAAACCCUUUGUCGAGACCGUUGCCUAUUGGUGACGUGUACUCGUGCGUGAAAUGUGAAAAAAUGUUCAGCACACCGCAUGGACUCGAAGUGCACGCUCGAAGAUCUCACAAUGGAAAAAGACCUUUCGCUUGCGAGUUGUGCAGUAAAACGUUCGGGCACGAAAUCAGCCUUAGUCAGCACAGGGCUGUGCACAGCGUGGAAAAGGUGUUCGAAUGCAAGCAAUGUGGGAAGACGUUCAAGCGUUCCAGUACCCUAUCGACACACCUGCUGAUUCACUCCGACACCAGGCCCUACCCCUGCCAGUACUGCGGCAAAAGGUUCCAUCAGAAGUCCGAUAUGAAAAAACAUACCUAUAUUCACACAGGAGAGAAGCCACAUAAAUGUCAAGUAUGUGGCAAAGCGUUCAGCCAGAGUUCAAAUCUGAUAACACACUCUCGGAAGCACACCGGAUUCAAGCCCUUUGCGUGUGAGCUCUGCGGCCGGGCGUUCCAGAGAAAGGUGGAUCUACGGAGGCACAGGGAAACCCAACACGCUGACUUAAGGACCCCACAGACGCACUUGCCUCCGCAUACAGAUGUCCACACCAUGCAUCCGCAGGAUAUGCACGCUGUUGAUCACCGAAUAGAUCUUCGUCCCCCGCACCCUGAUCUGCGCCCUCAGCACCCGGACUUCAGGAGCCACAUGAGCACCGCAGUACCACCGUCGCAAGCGCUCCCUUCCUGA